AUGGUCGGGGCGGCUCGCAGGCCGCGGGGGAGGCGGCGUUCCCGGGGGCAGCGCGCCCCUCCCGGCGGGGCGGAGCGGAGCCCGUCCCGCUCCCACCUGGAGCCGGGAAGAGGAAGUGGGAGCUCGGGAGAAGCGGAAAUUGCAGCAGCAGCAGCCGCCGCCAGCCCGGGAAGCACCGGCGGGGAGCCAGCGCCGAGGAGGAGGAGGCGGCGGCAGAGGCAGAGUAAGCGCGGCGGGGCCGAAGGGCAGCCGGGCCGGGAGCUGCGGGCUCGGCCGGGCAGCGCAAGGCAGAGCCGGGGGGCGUCGCGGCUCCGUGUCCUCUUUUUUCUUUAA
Messenger RNA from Melospiza georgiana, 333 nucleotides. RefSeq lists its product as uncharacterized. NCBI's taxonomy places the organism in Eukaryota, Metazoa, Chordata, Aves, Passeriformes, Passerellidae. Bases 1 to 333 code for a protein of 110 amino acids. The record is from RefSeq and is a predicted model, not a curated record. The transcript has a single exon.